CUGGCACAACACAACAAGAUGGCCGCCGCGCCGCCGGUCGCCUGAGGGCCCGCGUCUCGGUGUGGCCCGUCCCGCGAGGCUGUCCCUCCCGCUCCGCAGGCGGUGAAGCGUGCUUCGGCGUCGGCACCGAGCGGGGCAGGCGUGCGGCUAAGGCCGGGAGGCCCGGGGCCAGCGUGAGGUUUUGAUGGCCACCUGGUUUUAUUCUUGCUGGCAAUGAAGAAAGGUUCUGAACAAAAGCUCUCCAAAGCAAAGAUGCCACUGUCAUCUCAUUUUUCUGGGCCAUCACCUCUUAUGUCCAGUAUGCGAUCCAGGUCACUUUCACCUUUAAUUGGGUCUGAGACUCCACCUUUUCAUGCUGGCGGACAGUGGUCUGUACAGGCUGAGCUUACAGAGGAAAACACCAUGCCUUUGGACUCCCAACACCAUAAAGGAGCGGAUUCAUAUGUAGGAGUCCGGUAUAUUACAGAGGCCCUCAUCAAAAAAAUCACUAAACAAGACAAUUUGACCCUGGUACAUUCUCUGAACCUUUCACUUUCUAAAGAUGGUGGCAAGAAAUUUAGGUACAUCGAAAAUUUGGAAAAGUGUGUUAAACUUGAAGUACUGAAUCUCAGCUAUAAUCUCAUAGCAAAGAUUGAGAAAAUGGACAAGCUGCUAAGAUUACGUGAACUCAACUUAUCAUAUAACAAAAUCAGCAAGAUUGAAGGACUAGAAAACAUGUGUAAUCUGCAAAAGCUAAACCUAGCAGGCAAUGAAAUCGAGCAUAUUCCAGUGUGGUUCGCAAAGAAGUUGAAAUCGUUGCGAGUCCUCAAUCUAAAAGGCAAUAAGGUAUCAUCGCUCCAGGAUGUAAGCAAGUUGAAACCACUACAAGAUUUGACUUCUCUAGUCCUCCUUGAGAAUCCGGUUGUGGGCCUUCCUCAUUACCUCCAGUUUACCGUUUUCCACCUUCGUUCCCUGGAAAGUUUGGAAGGUCAGCCAGUGACCACCCAGGACAGACAAGAGGCUUUCGAGAGAUUCAGUUUAGAAGAGGUCGAAAGACUGGAAAAAGCCCUGGAAAAGAAGAUGGUGGAAACAGAAGAGCUUAAGAACAAACAAACAAAGUUUCUUGAAGAAAUUAAAAAUCAAGAUAAGCUAAACAAGUCCUUAAAAGAAGAAGCCAUGUUGCAGAAACAGAGCUGUGAAGAGCUAGAAAGUGACCUCAGCACAAAAAACAAGUUGCUAAAACAGAAAACAAUGGAACUAACUCGAGCAUGUCAAAAGCAGUAUGAGUUGGAGCAGGAACUGGCCUUUUAUAAAAUUGAUGCUAAGUUUGAGCCACUAAAUUAUUAUCCAUCAGAGUAUGCUGAAAUUGACAAAUCCCCAGAUGAAAGCCCUUAUAUUGGCAAAUCCAGAUACAAGAGAAACAUGUUUGCCACUGAGACUUACAUUGUCAGCGAUGCCCAGGCAGUUCAGAUCCAGAAGAUGACGUCAGGAGGACAGCUUAGACAUGAGCACGUGCCCCUGAGAGCCCAUGCAUCACCGGAUGUACAGUUGGAAGACACAGAAAAAAAAAUAAGUGCAGCACAAAUGCGACUGUCGGAGCUCCAUCACGAAAUAGAAACAGCGGAACAGAAAAUAUUACGGGCUACUCAAGAGUUAAAGCAGCUAGAAGAAGCUGUACAACAGAAAAAGAUUUCAGAAGCAGAGAAGGACCUUCUUCUCAAGCAGUUGAGUGAUAGAAUUCAACUUCUAAACAAAUUGCGCCAGGAGGCUCUGGAUCUAGAAAUGCAGAUGGAAAAGCAAAGGAAAGAAACAGCCGAAAAGCAGGAGGAGAUCAGCAACCUGCAACUAGCCAUAGAUAGCCUGGACUCCAAAGACCCAAAGCAUUCCCACAUGAAAGCCCAGAAAAGGGGUAAAGAACAGCAUCUUGACAUUAUGAACAAGCAGUACACACAGCUGGAGAGCCGCUUGGAUGAGAUCCUUUCUAGAAUUGCCAAAGAGACUGAAGAGAUCAAGGAUCUUGAACAACAGCUUACUGAUGGCCAGAUAGCAGCAAAUGAAGCUCUGAAGAAGGAUUUAGAAGGUGUCAUCAGUGGGUUGCAAGAGUACCUGGGGACCAUCAAAGGCCAGGCAACUCAGGCUCAGAAUGAAUGCAGGAAGCUGCAGGGUGAGAAAGAGACAUUGCUGCAGAGACUGACGGACGUCAAGCAGGAGAGGGAUGAACUGGAAAUAGUUGCCAUGGAUGCAGAAAAUAUGAGGAAGGAACUUAUAGAGCUAGAAAGUGCCCUCCGGGAGCAGCGUGAGAUGAAUGCAUCCCUACAGCAAGCCCAAGGAGAUCUCAGUGCCUACGAAGCUGAGCUGGAGACUCAGCUAAGACUAAAGGAUGCUGAAGCCAGCCAGCUCAAGGAGGAGCUGGAGAAACUCAAAAGACUCACUCAGCUAGAGCAGUCUGUGCUUCAGACAGAACUGGAGAAGGAAAGAGAGUCCCUCAGGGAUGUCCUGGGCAAAGCCCAGUCCUCGGAAGAGAAGCAACAGGAGAACAACAAGCUCCGCACACAGCUUACAAAGCUGCAGGAUGACAACAGCCUAUUAAAGCAGCAGCUAAAAGAUUUCCAGAACCACCUCAACCAUGUGGUUGAUGGUCUGAUUCAUCCAGAAGAAGUGGCAGCUCGUGUAGAUGAGCUAAGGAGAAAGUUGAAACUAGGAGCUGGAGAAAUGAGAAUCCAUAGUCCUUCAGAUAUCUUGGGGAAAAGUCUCGCUGGUCUACAGAAACAAUUCAGUGAAAUCCUUGCACAAUCCCAGUGGGAAAAAGAGGAAGCACAAGUUAGAGAGAGGAAACUCCAUGAAGAAAUGGUUCUCCAGCAAGAGAGACUGGCAAAUGGACAAGAGGAGUUCAGGCAGGCCUGCGAAAGAGCGCUUGAAGCCAGAAUUAAGUUUGAUAAAAGGCAACAUAAUGCAAGAAUCCAGCAAUUAGAAAAUGAAAUUCACUAUUUGCAAGAAAACCUAAAAAGUAUGGAAGAAAUCCAAGGCCUUACAGACCUCCAGCUUCAGGAAGCAGAUGAAGAAAAGGAAAGAAUUCUGGCCCAACUCCAGGAGUUAGAGAAAAAGAAGAGGCGUGAAGACGCCAAAUCUCAGGAGCAGUUCCUUGGUCUAGAUCAAGAGCUGAAGAGUCUGAAGAAAGCUGUGGCUGCUUCUGAUAAACUAGCUGCAGCUGAGCUCACCAUCGCCAAAGACCAGCUCAAGUCUCUGCAUGGAACCGUCAUGAGAAUUAAUCAGGAGCGAGCAGAGGAGCUGCAGGAAGCAGAAAAGUUCAGCAGAAAGGCCGCACAAGCAGCCAGAGACCUGACCCGGGCUGAAGCCGAGAUCGAGCUCCUACAGCAUCUUCUCAGGGAGAGAGAGGGCCAGUUUCGCAUUGAGAUGGAGAAUGCAGAUGUAGGUUCGAAAGGAGCAACCUCACAGCUGCUGGAGAUGGAGACGCUGAAUGAGGCCAUGGCGAAGCAAAGAGCUGAGAUCACAAGGCUUCGGGAUGUACUAAACCUCACUGGGACUGAUAAUAAAGGAGGCAUUGAAAAUGUUUUAGAGGAAAUUGCUGAACUCCGGCAUGAAGUUUCUGCUCAGAAUGAGUACAUCAGCAACAUGACAGAUCCUUUCAAAAGACAAGGCUAUUGGUAUUUCAUACCACCACCGCCAUCAUCAAAAGUUUCCAGCCAUAGUUCUCAGGCCACCAAGGACUCCGGUUUAGGUCUAAAGUAUACAGCUUCUACUCCUCUUAGAAAACCACAGCCUGGACAGCAAGAAGAGAAGGACAACCGUGGACCUCUGCCUGCUUCAGGAUACUGGGUCUAUUCACCCAUCAGAAAUAGGUUGCAUAAGUCAUUUUCAACUAGAGAAGAUGCGGACAGUGGAGGAGAUAGCCAAGAAGAGAGUGGACUGGAUGACCAGGAGGACCCCUCAUUUGUGCCUCCUCCUGGGUACAUAAUGUAUACUGUGCUUCCUGAUGGGUCUCCGGUACCCCAGGGAAUGGCCUUGUAUGCACCAUCGCCUCCUUUACCCAACAACAGUCAACCUCUGACCCCUGGCGCUGUGGUUUAUGGCCCACCUCCUGCUGGGGCCCCCAUCAUAUAUGGACCUCCUCCCACCAACUUUGCUGUUCCCCUUGUCCCUUUGGGUGUGCAGCAUUGCAACGUCCCAGAGCACCAUAACCUAGAGAAUGAAGUGUCUAGACUGGAAGACAUAGUGCAGCAGCUAAAAUCAAAACGGCGGGAAGAGCAGUGGCUGAAAACAUCCAAGCAGCAUUCUGAGAAAGAAGUAGAAGAGCUGCAUCGCAAUAUUGAUGACCUUUUGCAAGAGAAGAAGGAAUUAGAACAGGAAGUAGAAGAAUUGCACAGAACCAUCCAGAAACAUCAACAACGACAGGACUUCAUUGAUGGAAAUGUUGAGAAUCUUAUGACUGAACUAGAAAUAGAAAAGUCUCUCAAACGCCAUGAGGAUAUUGUUGAUGAAGUUGCGUGCAUAGAGAAGACUCUUCUGAAGCGGCGCUCGGAACUCAGGGAAGCUGACCGACUUCUGGCAGAGGCUGAGCACGAGCUCUCCUGCACUAAGGAGAAGACAAAGAAUGCUGUUGAAAAGUUUGCUGAUGCUGAAAGAAACCUAUUACAAGCCGAGUCAGAUGCUGAGGCGCUAGAGAAGAGAGCCCAAGAGACUGCGCUUAACCUCGUGAAAGCUGAGCAGCAGCUGAGAUUGCUCCAGGCUGAUGCAGAGGACUUGGAGCAGCACAAAAUCAAACAAGAAGAAAUCUUGAAAGAAAUAAACAGAGUUAUAGCAGCCAAAGAUGCAGAUUUCCAGUGUCUGAGCCAGAAGAAGGAGAAACUGACAGAAGAGCUCCAGAGUCUGCAGACAGACAUUGAGACAGCGGAGCACAAUGAGGAUCACCACCUCCAGGUCCUUAAAGAGUCUGAGACUCUCCUUCAGGCCAAGAGAACUGAACUGGAAACGCUGAAAAGCCAGGUGACAAGCCAGCAGCAGGAGCUGGCUGUCCUAGACACUCAGUUGGGGCAUAGAAGGGAAGAGCUGCUCCUACUCCAGGACAGCCUGGUCCAGGCAAAAGCUGACCUCCAGGAAGCCCUGACACUGGGCGAGACAGAAGUCGCUGAGAAGUGCAGUCACAUCAGGGAAGUAAAAUCACUUCUGGAAGAGCUGAGUUUUCAGAAAGGAGAACUGAAUGUCCACAUCAGUGAAAAGAAGACUCAGCUCGCACUUAUAAAGCAGGAGAUGGAGAAAGAGGAAGAAAAUCUUCAGGUAGUUUUACAGCAGCUGUCAAAACAUAAGACUGAACUAAAGAAUGUUGCAGACAUACUGCAGCUUGAAAACAGUGCGCUCCAAGGUCUGAAGCUACAGCAUGACCAAAAGGUGACGGAGCUGGAGAAGACGCAGGUGGAUGUGUUGGAGGAGAAGCUGGAACUGGAGAAUUUGCAGCAGACAGCUCAGCAGCAGAGCAGGGAAAUUGAGUGGCAGAAGCAGCUCCUGGAGAGGGACAAGCGGGACCUGGAUCGAGUGAGGGCCGAGACGCAGGCACUGCAGUCAUGCAUGGAGUGUUUGACUCAAGAAAAGGAAGACCUCCGAGAGCAGUGUGAGACUUGGGAACAGAAGUCUUCACAGGCCAAAAGGGUUUUAGCAGCUACAGAAGAAAGCAACAGAAUGGAGCGGUCAAACCUAGGGAAGCUAGAGCUGCGUGUCCGGGAGCUGCAGCAGGAGCUGGAGCACCUGAGCAGAGACAAGCUAGCCUUGCACAGCGACAUUGCCACAGUGCAGCAGCAGCUACAAGAUAAACGGGAAGCCAUAAUCUCACUACAGAAGGAACUAGAUAGUACCCAAGACCAUUUGGACCUAGCAAAGCAGACCUACCUGGUUGGUGCUGAAGAGACACUGGUCACCUUAGGAAUGAAUGGCUGUGUGAGGAGUUCCAAUGUGUUCUUUCACCUAAAGGACCUGCUCCACACCACCCAGCGCCAGAAUGCUCUGCUCAGUGAGCAGGGACAGCUGCAGAAGGACGUCAGCAAAUGGAUUGCCAGGUUUGAGAGCUGCCAGAAAGAGGCAGAGAAUAAAGAACAGCAACUUCAGGAGCUUCAGAAUGAGAUCAGAGAGAGCAAGCUCCAGCUAGACCAGCAAGAAACGAUGUUUGAAAGGCUGCAGAAGGAAAGAGAAAGUGAGGAACAGAAGUUAGAGGCUGCUAGAGUUACACUGCGGCAGCAGCAGGAGCAGCUGGAGAAGGAGCUGACAGAGCAGAGGACCAAACUGGAGCAGCUGCUCACAGCCGUGACGGCCGCUGAAGGACGCCUCCGGACCCUGCAGGAAGAGGAGCGGUGCAGUAAGAGCCUGGAGAAGACGCUCUCCCAGGCCAAACAGCAGCUUUCAGAACGGGAGCAGCAGCUGAUGGAGAAGUCAAGUGAGCUGUUGGCCCUGCAGAAGGAGGCUGACGCUAUGCGGGCAGAUUUCAGCCUACUGCGAAACCAGUUCUUAACAGAAAGGAAAAAGGCGGAGAAGCAGGUGGCUGGCCUAAAGGAAGCUCUAAAGAACCAGCGGAGCCAGCUGGAGAAGAACCUUCUGGAGCAAAAACAGGAGAAUAGUUGCAUGCAAAAGGAAAUGGCCACAAUUGAACUGGUAGCCCAAGACAACCACGAGCGAGCCAGGCGCCUCAUGAAGGAGCUCAACCAGAUGCAGCACGAGUACCUGGAGCUCAAGAAACAGAUGGCAAACCAAAAAGAUCUGGAGAGAAGGCAAAUGGAGAUCAGUGAUGCAAUGAGGACACUUAAGUCUGAGGUGAAAGAUGAAAUCAGAACCAGUCUGAAGAACCUCAACCAGUUUCUUCCAGAACUACCAGCGGAUCUAGCAGCUAUUUUGGAAAGAAACGAAAACUUAGGAGCAUUGGAAAGCUUGAAAGAGAACUUCCCAUUCACCACGAAUGAGAGACUUUUUGAAGAAAAAUCCAACUUUUCCCAUGUUCACAUCAUGGAUGAACACUGGCGUGGAGAAGCACUCCGUGAGAGACUGCGCCACCGUGAAGAUCGACUCAAGGCUCAACUUCGACACUGUAUGUCUAAGCAAGCAGAAGUGUUAAUCAAAGGGAAGCAGCAGACAGAGGGCACCUUACACAGUCUGAGGAGACAAGUCGAUGCGUUAGGAGAGCUGGUCACUAGUACCUCUGUAGACUCGUCAUCACCCAGUCUGUCUCAUCUAGAAUCAUCCCUUGUGGAGGACUCCCGGCUUGGACAAAGUCAGAGCUCCUUUCAAGGUCUGCAGGGUCCAUCCAAACCACACAGUUACCACCACUGAGUUUCCUGCUUGAAGGGAAAAGAAGCUUCAGCCGAGGUCAGGAAUACAGUCUUGUGUGAACAAAGAGGAAAUGCCUACUCUACCUCAUUGACUUCCUAAUUGGAACGUCAGUUUAUUACCAAGACCCUGUGAAUCAAAGACUGAAAAUGCACUGUAGUUUGUGUUUGUACCGUUUAUACUGUGGUUUUUGUAAAUUACAUGUACCUGUGGGACUAGAUGUGGAUAGUCUAAACCAGAAUGUAAGGGGAGUAUUUUUAUUUUUCUCCCCCAGUCUUGCUAUGUUUUUGUUCUCCCAGUGAAUUUUUAACCACAUACACUGAGUCCAUAACUGGUAUGUCUAGUUACCAUGAAAAAGAAUGUACUAAAAGCCCCAAGACUUAAUAAGUUAUUUUUAGAUUCUGAUCAGAAAUCUAUUUUUAAUAUGAAAAUAAAAGAUACUGUCAACUUGGUCUAACUUUA
Molecule: messenger RNA, 7767 nt
Organism: Peromyscus maniculatus bairdii (prairie deer mouse)
Lineage: Eukaryota; Metazoa; Chordata; Mammalia; Rodentia; Cricetidae
Source: RefSeq, a predicted model, not a curated record